Molecule: messenger RNA, 3022 nt
Organism: Daucus carota subsp. sativus
Lineage: Eukaryota; Viridiplantae; Streptophyta; Magnoliopsida; Apiales; Apiaceae
Product: protein ALTERED PHOSPHATE STARVATION RESPONSE 1
Exons: 4
Coding region: 417-2630 (737 amino acids)
Source: RefSeq, a predicted model, not a curated record
UCCUCGAGCCCCUACUAUUUUGGCUUUGACACCCCACUCCCCCCUACUCUCCUCUGUCUCUCUCUACACUAGUAUCUAUCACUGUGUAUGUGUCAGCUUAUUUCACUAGCUAUAUUUCAUUCAUUAUGCACAUUUCUCAUAAUCUCUCUCUCUCUAGAUAAUCUAUUCCUUCUUGAUUGCAGAUUUUUAACAUGAACAAGAUUAAUUACUCCUAAAAAACAAUAAAAUAAUUCUCUCUCUCUCGUUCUCUCUCUCUCACCCCAGACCCAGGUUCACUCUCUCUAGUUUUGGAUGAAACGGGUUGUGGUUGUGGAGUUUCUGUGUUAGGGCUUUAGCAAAACCCCAGUUGAGUUUACCCUAAAACAAGAAAAGGGUUGAAAAAGCAGACACAAACAGGCACCAUUUUGUUGUGUGAGAUGGGGUGUGUAGCCUCAAAGCUAGAGGAAGAAGAAGAACAAGUGGUUUCAAUAUGCAGAGAAAGAAAGAGACAGCUAAAGCUAGCUGUGGACACAAGAUAUGGUCUUGCAGAUGCACAUUUUAGGUACUGUCAAGCUCUGUUUGGAGUUUCAGCUGCAAUAAAUCUGUUUGUUGCUACACAUUCCUCACCCUCUUCAUCAUUUCUCAUCACUUUUCCCCCACCAUCUCAACAAGAUGAAGAUGAAAGUGAAAAUGUGGUGGUUUCAAACCCUUUGUUCAUUCAACACUCAGAACCAUCUCCACAGCCUGCUCAAACACCUCUACAUUGUGAGUCCUCUGCAACUUCAUCUUCAGAGGAGAGAGUGGAGCAAGCCCAACAACAAGCUUGUAUGUACCAGAAAGUUGAGAGGGAAGAGCAGCCUUUUGUGUACCAAAAGCAACAAGACACUUCUUCUUCUUGUGGGUAUUUUUAUAUGGACAUGCCUGAUUUUGGGUGGGAUUAUUUUGACCCUUUUGCAGGGAUGAGACCAGGGGUUAUUAGUGGUUAUGGUAGGAACUCUGAGGAUGAUUUGAGGGUGGUUAGGGAAGAGGAAGGAAUUCCAGACCUAGAAGAAGAAGAAGAAGAAGAAGUAGAACAAGAGACUGUUAGAAUGGAGGGAAAAAGCAAUGUGGUGGUGACUGAUAAUGAAAAGAAAGUUCAAGUUGAGGAGACUGUAGAACCAGUGGAUCUUGAUUCUAACAUCACCCACCCAGGAAAUGAGCAAAAGGAUUUAACAGUGGUUCAUUCACCUGUAAGGGGAAGGGAGUUGUUGGAAGCUUUGAAGGAUAUCGAAGAUCAUUUCCUUAGGGCAUAUGAAUCUGGCAAGGAGGUUUCGAAGAUGCUUGAGGCAAAUAGAGUCCACUUGCAAUCUAAUUUCGAGGAAAUUAAAGAGAAGUCAGCUAAACUCAUCCAAGAUAUCACGUUGCGUUCCAGUUCAUCUCGCUCAUCAUCCUGCAAGAGUCUUGCAGUAUCAAAUUCUAAAAACUCUUCACCAUGGACUGAAUUUAAGAAUGAUCUAUUUGAUGACUAUGGCGGAAUGGACUCUGGAAGUCAUUCAUUGACCCUGGGUAGGCUAUAUGCUUGGGAGAAAAAGCUCUAUGAAGAGGUUAAGGAUGGAGAUAGCAUACGGAAAAUAUAUGAGAAGAAAUGUAACCAACUAAGAGAUCAAGAUGCAAGAGGAGAGGAAGGACAAACAGUGGACAAGACUAGGGCUGCAGUCAAGGAUUUAUAUAGCAGAAUACUGGUUGCAAUUCGAAGUGCUGAAUCAAUCUCCUCAAGAAUUGAAAAACUAAGAGAUGAAGAACUGCAACCUCAGAUCAUUGAAUUGCUACAAGGUAUGAUGAAUACAUGGAAGACUAUGAUGGAAUGCCACGAAAUCCAGACUAAAAUUAUGUUUGAAGUUAAGACAUUUACCUGCCCUUCUUACGGAAAAUUUAGCAACAACAGUCAUCUACUUGCUACUCUUCAGCUCAGGGCAGAGCUUCAGAACUGGCAUACAUGCUUUAAAGAGUACAUGUUGGCACAGAAGGCAUACAUCGAAGCUCUUCAUGGCUGGCUGUCUAAGUUUGUGGUUCCUGAAGUUGAAUUUUACUCAAAGAGAAGAGGUUCUGCCCCGCCAAAUGGAUCUAAUGGGCCCCAGUUGCUUCUAAUUUGCCAAGAUUGGUUAAAUCUUUUACAGAAAUUACCUGAUAAAAUGGUGGGUUAUGCCAUUAAAAGCUUUGCAAAGGAUGUCAAGGCAUUGUUGAAUCAGCAAGAAGAGGAGCAGCAGCAGAAGAGGAAAGUUGACAGUUUAUCAAAGGUGCUUGACAAAAAGAUUAUAACACUUCAGAAAACAGAGAACAAGAUUUAUAGACCCAACCAUUUUGAGCACAAUUCAGAGUUAGACACUGAUUCUCAGUUCGAGUAUUUGAGAGAUAGGAAGGAUUUGUUAGAUGAUUUUAGAGCCAAGGUUGAGAUAGAGAAGGAAAAGCACCAGAACAGCAUGCAAGAAACACAAAGGACCACGUUAAAUGGUUUUCAGACAGGAUUCUGUAGAGUCUUUGAGUCCUUGACAGAUUUUUCCAGGGCCUCUUUGAAGAUGUAUCAGGACCUUAUCAGUUACAAAGAAGGAGCUCAUAAAGUUGAAAACCCUACAUGUAUAGAAACGUCGCACGUUGGAGAUGGCAUUAGAUGACAUAGAACUAGUACAAAUGUUUCUUGAUUUCCGGCUUUGCACGUUGGAGAAGGUAUUAGAUGACAUAGAGCUAGUACAAAUGUUUCUUGAUUUCCGGCUUUAAACGAAUCGGGAGUAGUUGUAUAUUUGAUUGUGCUGAAGCAGCUCGCUGAGGCAUUUUCAUAUUUAUUUGUAGUUUGUGUUUUAGUAGUCACUAUCACAUUUUAGUCAGAGCAGAAAUGACCAAGUUGCCUAAAUUUUGUUAAGAAUAUUUCCAAGCUUACCUCAUAUCCCAUGCAUCUUUGUAGGCGAAAUCUCAUUCAGUUGUAUAAAGAUGGAGUUGAGGGGUGGGCAUAGGGCAACUGUGUGUAAUUUAGUUAUUGCAGAAAAUGAUAUAUUUGUUUAUCCUAUAA